This is a messenger RNA of Macrosiphum euphorbiae (potato aphid), 1209 nucleotides long. The record is from the annotation of a GenBank genome assembly. Lineage: Eukaryota; Metazoa; Arthropoda; Insecta; Hemiptera; Aphididae.
AUGGAAGCUGAUGCCAUUGCUGGUGGGUUUAAACAAAGUGUAGAACAGCACGGACUCAAAUAUAAUAAACUAAUAGGAGAUGGAGAUUCAAGCGUUUCAAAAAGGCUUGCUGAAAUCAUGCCUUAUGGUUGUAGACUGCUUGUAAAAAAAAUAGAAUGUCGGAAUCAUUUAUUGCGAAAUUAUGGUACAAUAUUAACAGCAAUGACAAUAAAUAAAAAAUAUCCAAUUCCACUAAGAAACCAUAUAAGGGCAAAUAUUUUACGUUUUAGAUAUGCCAUAACUAAGGCAAUUGAAUAUCGUAAUAGUUUACAGAGGCAAUCAGAUUACGAAAGAGAAGUUGGAUUACGGAAAGAUAUAAAUAAUAGUUUUCGUCACAUUUUGGGUAGUCAUGAUCGAUGUGAGAAAUAUUUUUGCAAAAAUUCGUACAAUUCUCGAGUUGAAGCUGCAGUAAUAUCGUACAAUUCAAAUGGACAAUUUCUUCGUUUAUUACACAAAAAUAUUGUAAAUGAUAUAAGCCCAGGUAUUAUAGGAAAGAAAUUCAUAACAUCGACUGAAAAAAAAAGAGUAGAUGAACAUUAUGGUUUGGCCGAACCACUACCUGUGGAAGAAAAUAUGUCUAAAGAAACAUUACAAAAAUUAAAAGAAGAUUUUAUCAGUUCUUUGCGAUUAGAUAGAAGUGGUCGUUUAAAUAUUGAAACACUAACUAGACAACAGGCUAACUCUCAAAUUUGGCAUUCUGAACGAAGAAAUAGACUUACAACAUCAAAUUUUGGUCGUGUUGCAACUUAUUAUGGUAAAGCCACCGAACCAGAAGCUAUUGUUGCGUUGGAAAACAUAUUAAAAUUCAAAGUCAAUCCAUGUAGACUUAUCAUUGAUGAACAUUUUCCUUACUUAGCAACAACUCCAGAUGGUAUAAUUGAUGAUGAUUUCGUAGUUGAAAUCAAAUGUCCAUUUGCAGUCAGAGAUUCAAUUACAUUUUUGGAAGCGAUAAACUGUAAAAAACUAUUAUUUUGUCGUCUCAAUGACAAUGGAGCGAUGGAAUUAAAAAUUGAUCAUCAUUAUUAUUAUCAAGUCCAGGGACAAAUGCACAUUUCUAAACGAAAAUUCUGUUAUUUCGUCGUCCACUCAAAAAAUUGGACGGACAUACAAUUAAUAAAUUACGAUGAAUCUUUCUGGGACAACAAAAUGAUUGACAAGUUAAAAAUGUAA